GACAUUUAUAACCUCAAAAUUGGUCCGAAAUCGCAUGUGCUGAUGAUCGUAGAUUCGCAGACGAUGGUGUCAGUGACAUUAUGAAUUGUGAGAACACUGGUUCGUAAAUUUAGGAUUCGCUAACUGAAGACAUUUGGAAUUCAGAAGAAACUGCAGUAACAAAACAGUGUAGACAAUGACUUCACCGUACACCUGUAUCACAUGUCGAGUGGCAUUCAGAGACCUGGAAAUUCAGAGACAGCACUAUAAAUCUGACUGGCACAGAUAUAACUUAAAGAGAAAAGUAGCUGACUUACCUCCUGUUACAUCAGAAGAAUUUCAAAAGAGAGUGAUAGCACAACGCGGCAAAGAACAAGAACUGAAGCAGGACAAAUCUUAUAACUGCAAAGCCUGUAGAAAAAAUUUUAAUACCAGAAAUCAAUAUGAGAAUCAUAUACUAUCGAAAAAACACAGAGAAAAUGCUUCGGUUCUAAGUAACAGUGACAAUGAAGGUGAAGGUAUGGAAAUCACCACCAAGACUCCUAAACACGGCGACAAUUCAUCAGUCAAAAACAAUAGUCAAGUAUUUUCACAAUCAAAAAAUAGCACCCAAGAUGAAGACAUUGAAAUUGAUUCUGAUUCAGAAUCGGUUGACUCGGAUGAGUGGAUAGAAGACACUGAAAAUCCGGUAAAAAAUAAUGACUGUCUAUUUUGCAGUCACCACAGCAGGUCGUUUGUGCGCAAUCUUAAGCACAUGACAGAAGCUCAUUCGUUUUUCUUACCGGAUCCUGAGUAUUGCAUAGAUCCUAGAGGACUGCUGAUAUAUCUUGGUGAAAAGGUAUAUGCUGGAUUUAUGUGCCUUUGGUGCAACGAUUCCGGUAAGGCAUUUCACAGUGCAGAAGCUGCAAGAGCACACAUGAUAGAUAAAAGCCACUGCAAAAUGCUGCACGAGGGUGAGGCGUUAAUAGAAUAUGCAGAAUUCUACGAUUACUCUUCGAGUUACCCUGACGGGGAGAAUCAGGAUCCAGAUGACGAAGUUGAGAUUCCAGAACUUGAUGACACAGAUUAUCAACUGGUGUUACCAUCCGGAGCAACGAUUGGGCACAGAUCUUUGAUGAGGUAUUACAAACAGAGUUUGAAUCCAAAUCGGGCAGUUGCGCUACCAAAAAAAGAAAAAUUGCGCAGAGUUUUACUGCAAUACAGAGCUCUUGGCUGGACAGACACACAGAAAGAGGCUACUGUGAGGAAAGCUAGAGAUAUUAAAUAUAUGCAACGAAUUCAAGCGAAAUAUUCAACACAACUGCAGUUCAAGGCAAACAAAUUUCAGAAACAUUAUAGAGCUCAAGUAAAUUUCUAGGCAUUAAGUAGAAUACAGUUACAUAUAUAUCAUCAGUUUCAUCUAAUAAGCAGCUUGAUGUUUGUUUUUGUUAUUUGAAAGUUCCUUUGAAAAACAAUUAAAGCUCUCAGAGGCUUAAAAAGAGAUUAUUGAGAAAAUUUGGCACUCUGUUUGUACUUCUCACGAAUUAGACAACACCAUUACCUAUAGUAUAUACCCCUGUAAUGAAGUACGAUUAUAGUAAUAAUUUCCGGAUGUUACAACGUGGUUGUUACAAUGUACCAUUUCAGUUGUAUAUACUUACUUCAAUAUAAAUAGUAAAAUAACAUUUAUUUUAAUGAAA
Molecule: messenger RNA, 1658 nt
Organism: Athalia rosae (coleseed sawfly)
Lineage: Eukaryota; Metazoa; Arthropoda; Insecta; Hymenoptera; Athaliidae
Product: zinc finger protein 622
Exons: 2
Coding region: 176-1336 (386 amino acids)
Biological process (GO): ribosomal large subunit biogenesis
Cellular component (GO): preribosome, large subunit precursor
Molecular function (GO): zinc ion binding; nucleic acid binding
Source: RefSeq, a predicted model, not a curated record